AUAAGCGCAGCCCUGGCAAUACACUUGCACUUGCAAGGGAAUUUAGGAAGCCGGGUGUCUUUACUUACCGACGAAUCUAAAUUACAAUUACUUUACAACAUGAAAACGUUGACCAAAGUCCUGCUCACGAGUGUUGCUGUGGCUCUGCUCGCUGUCAAAUGGAACGCUCCCACGUUCAAUGCGGAAAUCCUCCAAGGUGCCAGGGUCUUGGUGACCGGGGCCAGCACUGGCAUUGGUGAACAAAUGGCGUAUCACUACGCCAAGUUUGGCUCCCAGAUCGUCAUUACAGCAAGGAGAGAACAAGUCUUACACCAGGUGGCGGAAAAGUGCCUGAGCUUGGGAGCUCAGAAGGCCCUGUACAUAGCAGCGGACAUGAGCAGUGACUCUGACCCGGAUAGAGUGGUUGAUUUCGCUCUGGACCAGCUCGGAGGUCUGGACUACCUCGUUCUCAACCACAUUGGACCAAGCCCCUUCAACAUGUGGGAAGGAGAUAUACAGCACGUCGAGUGGCUGAUGAAGGUCAACUUCUUGAGUUACGCUCAGAUGGCCUGGAAAGCUCUCCCCUCCCUUGAGCAAAGCAAAGGCUCACUCGUGGUUGUUUCGUCUCUUCUAGGUAAAGUGACCAGUCCCUUUGUGGCUCCGUACACGUCAACCAAAUUUGCCUUGAAUGGUUUCUUUGGGGCUCUAAAUCACGAGUUGGCCAUGAAGAGUAGCAACGUAACGAUCACGACGUGUACACUGGGCCUCAUUGACACUGACUCAGCCAUGGAGAAAAUCAAGAAUGUCAGUCACGUACCAGCCUACCCUGCCAGUGAAGCGGCAUUGAACAUCAUCAUGACAGGAGCCACUAGAGAGCGGGAGCUCUUCUACCCUUGGUAUACCUACAUCAUCACCCUUAUUAAAGACUUCUUUCCCGCCACCAGAGACUACGUAAUGCAAAAGUCCUACAACUACAGCCCAUGAAAAAAGAUUUACCGUAAUUUCUCGUGUAUAAUGCGCAUCCAUGUAUAAUAUCCAUCCAUCCAUUUUCUGAGCCGCUUCUCCUCACUAGGGUCGCGGGCGUGCUGGAGCCUAUCCCAGCUAUCAUCGGGCAGGAGGCGGGGUACACCCUGAACUGGUUUCCAACCAAUCGCAGGGCACAUAUAAACAAACAACCAUUCGCACUCACAUUCACACCUACGGGCAAUUUAGAGUUGUCAAUUAACCUAGCAUGCAUGUUUUUGGGAUGUGGGAGGAAACCGGAGUGCCCGGAGAAAACCCACGCAGGCACGGGGAGAACAUGCAAACUCCACACAGGCGAGGCCGGGGAUCGAACCCCGGUCCUCAGAACUGUGAGGCAUACGCUCUAACCAGUCGCACACCGUGUCGCUCCAUGUAUAAUACGCACCCCCAAAGUUGACCUUAAAAUUCUGGAAAACCCUUCUACCUAUCUAUAAUGCAUUUUUACAAUGCAUGAUUUUGCUUCUGCCCUUAUGAUGAAAACAUUAAGUAUUUUGGUAUUUUGUUAUUUUUUUUCCAAUAACUAUGAAUCAUGCGCACUAUUGACGUUUGACAAUUUUUGGGGGUAAAAAAAUUUGCAUUAUACACGAGAAAUGACAGUAUGUGAAGGGCCACAACUGCCCUCACUUCCAGUGGGGGCUUAAGAAUUUUUAAAAAGUUUAUAUUUAAGAUGUAUUCUUAUGCCGCGAUUGGCUGGCAACCAGUACAGGGUGUACCACGCCUCCUGCCCGAUGAUAGCUGGGAUAGGCUCCAGCACGCCCGCGACCCGCGUGAGGAGAAGCAGCUCAGAAAAUGGAUGGAUGGAUGUAUUCUUAUGUGUUACUGUAUUGUCUGUGAGUUGAUGUAUUCAACAAUCCAAAUUUGUCGUUCUUUUGAAAGUUAACUUGCUGUUACCACAUGGAAGCAGAUCAUGUUUCUAAAUGCAGUACUGUACACAAAAACUGAGCUAUUUUCUCGUUCCACAUCAAGCUUUUCAAAGAAAUCCAGUGACUAUGGCAUUUUAUUUCCCUCCCAAACCUCAAACCAAGAAUAAUCCUAAUCAAAAGUCAUCCAUCCAUCCAUUUUCCAAGCCGUUUAUCCUCACAAGGGUCGCCAUGGGGCAAAAAUCAUUUUUUGAAAAAAACCUCUCAGUUUUUCUAAUGUGGCAUGAUGAGGCAUGCUGCCUGAUAAGCAAGUUGGGAAAAGAGAUUGUAACAGAGAAGGUGCUUCUUGUUACUGACUACAAAGAUGAGUUAUAAGAAAGAUUCACAAUAAACAGAUGAUAAUUGAA
Messenger RNA from Phyllopteryx taeniolatus (common seadragon), 2269 nucleotides. It is a transcript of the gene hsd11b1la, whose product is annotated as hydroxysteroid (11-beta) dehydrogenase 1-like a. Lineage: Eukaryota; Metazoa; Chordata; Actinopteri; Syngnathiformes; Syngnathidae. Gene Ontology annotation, cellular component: intracellular membrane-bounded organelle. The record is from RefSeq and is a predicted model, not a curated record. Bases 100 to 963 code for a protein of 287 amino acids. Gene Ontology annotation, molecular function: oxidoreductase activity. The transcript is spliced from 6 exons.